AGGCUCACAGUACACAGUCCCACACUCUCACAGCAUCGUUCCACCUUCCUCUAAGCGCUAUUAAAGGUCACAAACUUAGCUGCUAGAAUAGUGACUGUUACCUGUGUUAUUUAUGGGUGUCGAGUCUCCCAAGUCUCAACACGACAAAGCAGUCAAGUCAAGAAAAUGAUGAUUGAAAAGCCCUGGGCACGGGCAAAUCUUAUUUGACUUGAAAACUUGCAGACUAUUGUAUCGGGAAGGAUGAUGUUCCUUUAACUUUCUCCACUGUGCUCAAAGUUGAUGCUUCGAGCUGAAAGGAAGUUCGGCAAUAUUUGAGUCACGUCUGUGAAUCUUUGCUGACUGGCAGUUCAAGCGACGUUCCUACUGUAAUAAUUUUGGAAGAUUUACACCUGGCUCCUUCCCUUUGCGAUAUCUUUGCGCCACUGUCUCACUUUGAGUCGGUUAGAGAGAACCAAAAAUUCCCGUACCUUAUCGGCACUACAGGCCCAAUGGCGCAAUCCUCGGUGCACCUCCAGUUACAGUUUAAUUUCAGGUGGAUUCUUUUGGCAAAUCAUGCAGAGCCGGUUCAAGGCCUUAUCCAGCGUUUCUUACGUCGUCGCUUGAUUCAAAGUCAACUGCUGGCUAAAUCACGCGACGGAGCAUUGGAGCGAGUUGUCGAGUGGAUCCCUCGUUGUUGGGCCCACCUGAACAAAUUUCUGGAGACUCACAAUUCGGCUGACGUGACGAUUGGCCCACGUUGGUUCCUACAGGUCCCAGCUGAUUCGACGUGCUCACAAAUUUGGUUCACCGAUCUUUGGAAUUAUACUUUGGGGCCAUACCUGCUGCACGCAGCUAAAGAAGGGCUUCAGCUCUAUGGAAAACGAGCGCUAUGGGAAGAUCCUACGUCAUGGAUCAUAUCCACUUAUCCUUGGGCUCAAGGCAGUGCCUGUGAUGCUCUUAUGCGACUUCGACCUGAAGAUGUUGGUUACGACUCGGCAACAAGAUCAAAUUCUACGAGUACCUCAAACAAGGAUCGAGAUCCAUUGGUUAACAUGCUAAUUAAACUGCAAGAAGCAGCCGGCCUCCCAAGUCCAGUGGACAACUCAGAAAAUAGUUCCGAAUCACUAGCCAGUGGAAGCGAGUCCAAAGUGACUAAUGAUACAGUUUAAAAAGUACCAAAGAUCUGCAAUUUAAAAAAGUGUAAUAACCAAGCCACAAGCCAUCAUUGUUUACAUAUUAUAGCACUUAAUCUUUGUCUUUUUUAAUCAAAUACUAAAUCUGUUUCAAUGAAUUUUCGAAACGGAUUCUCGUUUGUCACUGUGUCGAAAGAAAUCUUUGCAUUUUAUGUUGUUCUUACAUCUAUAUGAUCCAUUGACGGCGUUUUAAAAUAAUUUGAUUUCAUAUUUUUGUACUAGUAAAAUAUUGUGUGCUAUGAAUUUCCCAGUUCAAUAAAGUGUUUGGUAAGUUAUGGAA
Messenger RNA from Daphnia pulicaria, 1452 nucleotides. RefSeq names its product neuron navigator 3-like. Gene Ontology annotation, biological process: neurogenesis; nervous system development. The coding region runs from base 489 to 1148 and encodes 219 amino acids. NCBI's taxonomy places the organism in Eukaryota, Metazoa, Arthropoda, Branchiopoda, Diplostraca, Daphniidae. The record is from RefSeq and is a predicted model, not a curated record. The transcript has 6 exons.